Messenger RNA from Fusarium oxysporum Fo47, 478 nucleotides. RefSeq lists its product as uncharacterized. The coding region runs from base 1 to 378 and encodes 125 amino acids. The record is from RefSeq and is a predicted model, not a curated record. NCBI's taxonomy places the organism in Eukaryota, Fungi, Ascomycota, Sordariomycetes, Hypocreales, Nectriaceae. The transcript has a single exon.
AUGCCUCCCUCUGUUCCCAACAGCAAGGGCUCCGACGCCCCCAAAGACACCCCUUACGGCACUUGGGACUCUUUCCCGUGGGAAGACUUCCCCGAAUACGCAGGAUCUAAAUCAGUCCUGUAUCGGUCUGCUGAUGGCAAGAUCGUUGCCGGAGCUGCCAAAGAGAGUGGUACUGCAACACUAACCUACCCCUGCGACGAGUUCUUCUAUGUCACCGAGGGGUGGAUUAAGCUCGCGAUUCAUGGAGGAGAAACAUUCACCUUGACAAAAGGCCAAUUUGUGUACCUAAAGAAGGGAACUACAGUGGACUUUGAGUUUGGACCCGAAUUUGCCAAUGUCGCCGUGUUUAUCGAUAAUGAACGAAUCACGCUGAUUUAGAGCCAGGAGAAUAGUAAAUGUUGGGCUACGAAAGACGUAUCAAUGAAUAAGGAAUUGCAUUUUGCCUUUCUUAGAAUUAAUCGAAUUGGUUUCUUCUAUA